Molecule: messenger RNA, 1366 nt
Organism: Peromyscus eremicus (cactus mouse)
Lineage: Eukaryota; Metazoa; Chordata; Mammalia; Rodentia; Cricetidae
Gene: Prps2
Product: phosphoribosyl pyrophosphate synthetase 2
Exons: 7
Coding region: 122-1078 (318 amino acids)
Biological process (GO): ribonucleoside monophosphate biosynthetic process; 5-phosphoribose 1-diphosphate biosynthetic process; purine nucleotide biosynthetic process
Cellular component (GO): cytoplasm; ribose phosphate diphosphokinase complex
Molecular function (GO): ribose phosphate diphosphokinase activity; magnesium ion binding
Source: RefSeq, a predicted model, not a curated record
GGCAGCGGCAGCGGUAGCGGCAACGCAGCAGCAGCAGCAGCAGCGGCAGUGGUAGCAGCAGCAGUCUGCGUCGCUAUCACUUUCUCCUUCGCAGCGCGCCCAUCAGCCACCCUGCGUCACCAUGCCCAACAUCGUGCUCUUCAGCGGCAGCUCUCACCAGGACCUGUCGCAGCGCGUGGCCGAUCGCCUGGGCCUGGAGCUGGGCAAGGUGGUCACCAAGAAGUUCAGCAACCAGGAGACCAGCGUUGAGAUUGGUGAAAGUGUGAGAGGGGAAGAUGUCUAUAUCAUCCAGAGUGGCUGUGGGGAAAUUAAUGACAACCUGAUGGAGCUACUCAUCAUGAUCAACGCGUGCAAGAUUGCAUCCUCAUCUAGGGUAACUGCUGUGAUACCCUGCUUCCCGUAUGCCCGGCAAGAUAAAAAGGACAAGAGUCGUGCUCCAAUUUCUGCUAAACUUGUGGCCAACAUGCUGUCAGUUGCUGGGGCCGAUCACAUCAUCACCAUGGACCUGCAUGCCUCUCAGAUCCAGGGAUUCUUUGAUAUUCCUGUGGAUAAUUUGUAUGCAGAGCCUGCAGUUCUUCAGUGGAUUCGGGAAAACAUCACUGAAUGGAAAAACUGUAUCAUCGUUUCCCCAGAUGCUGGAGGAGCCAAAAGGGUUACAUCAAUUGCAGACAGGCUGAAUGUGGAAUUUGCCUUGAUUCACAAAGAGAGAAAGAAAGCAAAUGAAGUGGACCGGAUGGUUCUGGUGGGCGAUGUGAAGGACCGUGUGGCCAUCCUGGUGGAUGACAUGGCUGACACAUGUGGUACCAUCUGCCAUGCUGCAGAUAAGUUGCUCUCAGCUGGUGCCACCAAAGUCUAUGCUAUCCUUACCCAUGGAAUCUUCUCUGGGCCAGCUAUUUCCAGAAUAAAUAAUGCUGCCUUUGAAGCUGUUGUUGUCACCAACACAAUUCCACAAGAGGACAAAAUGAAACAUUGCUCCAAGAUUCAGGUGAUUGACAUUUCAAUGAUCCUGGCUGAAGCCAUUCGAAGAACCCACAAUGGGGAAUCGGUGUCCUACUUGUUCAGCCACGUCCCACUGUAGUCCAGAUUGGAAUACUGAAGGUGGAGCAAGCCUCCUCCAACUUCCUACUGUCUUUGUCUGCCUGCUGUUUUAGUGUUAGGACUCAGCAAUUCUAGGAUGAUCACUGGCAAAAGCAUCCGAUCUAUGUACACUCUGAGAUUCCUUGUCUCCCCUUCUAAAGUUCAUGACUACUUCUUCUCAGUUUUGUGGGGGCAGGGGAAGGUGGUGGUUACUUGGUCUUUAAGUGAACUGUGGUCAAUGAGAACUAGUAUUCUCCCUUAUUCUUUUUAGUACUUUGAGGCAGCAACU